GGCUUUUUACCCGACGAUGUUACUUAAAUUCAAGUAUUUAAGCUAUGUUGAAAAAAGUAUGACAUCGGUCUUAUGUAGCAGUCAUAUUUAAAUAUUUCAAUAUAUCAUUGUUCCCAAUUAAACUAGGAUGCAGCACUUCUGGAGUUGCUAGAUAUCGAAUUGACGGAAUAAUUAAAUGCAUUUAUGUCAAACGAAAGCAACACUUAAACCAACCCAUCCAGCAAAGUCUUGUGAAUCUCAGUAUAUUCGUAGCUGCACAGUACCACUCGAUGAUGUUAUGCGUAAUGCAGAUAACCUUACCAAAUCUGGGAAUAACAGUUUUUCGGAUCCUCCUACACAAAUUUCCUCCAGCGAUCCAAAUAUUAGUGACUCCAUGAAUGAGGUUCAAAGUCAAGUUACUAUCCUAAAGUCAAAUAACCAAAUCCAGUCAAUUUCAAAAGAAGACAAAGAACAGUCCGAUGUUAGCAAAAAACUGGUUGAUUCUGGAAGUCAUUUGAGCGACUUGACUUUACAAUGUAUGGAUAAUUACUACGAUGAUGAAGAUGAUGAUGCCUUGCUGGUAAGGGAGUUCAACCAAGAACGCACAGGAUUUGAGGGUAGUCCAGGUGAUUGCGAAUCGGGAGACUAUGAUAUUGGAACGUUUGCCCUUACGUUAGUCGGUGAUAGAGCGAGCAAAGAAGAGUCCAUCCCUCUUUUUGCACGCUAUCGACCCUCCCCACCUCCUCCACUUUCGCGAGGACAAAUACUAUUUACUCCAAACUUACGUAAUCAGUCGUUAGAGCUUUCACAACAACCGUCAAGGUUUGUAAAUUCGGAGUGCCUUCCACCACAGAUCAAAGGGUAUUCUCAACUUCACACGAGUGAUUUGGAAACUGUCGACGAUAAUAUCAAUCCAUCUGGUCGCAGGUGGUUGUCUGAGGAUGAAGCUUGUGAUGUCAACCAGAUUUUAUAUCAUCGUGUUAUAGAGGAACCUUCUCCUUUUGUUGGUUUGUCUACAACGUUGUCUCCUACGGCACUCACGUUGGACACGGGUGUUAUAACUUCCUCAUCUCUCUCUCUGUCUUCAUGCUUAUCCAGAGUGGCUGCAGAUGACCAAGUUUCACUUCGACUUACUACUUCAUCUAGUACAAGGGAUAGUGCUAGUACUAAUCCUGUUAAUAGUCCACCGUUACAGGCUUCAACGACAUCAACUUCAUAUGGUCAACUUAGUCAACCUAUUUAUGAUAGCCGACCGCUUGCCUCUGCUACUCAUGAUUCAGACCCAGUAAUUUCUUCCUGUUCCAAGAUGACUUUCCCCUCUUAUAUACCAGAUGACCCUUCUAUUAGCGCUCGUCAAAGACUGAUGGGAGCCUCUGCUGCGGCAGCUAUCUUGGCUGCAUCAGCAUAUGCUGCACAAAACUAUCCUACAAAAAUGAAUGACUAUAGGGACGUGGUUAAUUUAAAGGAGCAGGAUGUGGCUCAUUUACGUCAAUUACCACAACAUUCAGCACUGGUUGGUAACCUCUCUCUGAAUUCAUCGCUUCUACAAAUCCAAUCAAGCUCACACACUGCUUUGUCUUCCCUCAGACGCCGUGAUCCUUGGUCCAUACCUUUAAGAAAAAUGUCUGUAAAUCUGAUACAAACCUACAAACACAUAAACGAGGUGUACUAUCGUAAAAAGCGACGACUCCGUGAACAACAACGUCAAACAACUGUGGCUUCUGUCUCAGUUCCCGAUGCACCUUACUUCCAAAAAUGUCACUCACCUGAACACAAUCAGUUCCUCAAUGAUCACUUAGAUUCAUUUUGGAGGAUGCAGGGUAGCAGUGAAGCAUGUGUCGAAGCACAACCAAUGUAUGAUCAUGGUACUUUAGGUGGUAUUACUAGGACUACAGAACACCAAUCAUUCUCUUCAGGUGUUGCAGUUCAACAUAGUUCUGCAACCGUUAACAAUGUCAUAAACGUGGUUACAAGUUACAAUGUAGGUUCAGUUGUUUACCCACAAACUCUUCCAUACAACAAUUCUGUUAUUUCUUCCAAAAGCUCGCCUCAUCCUCGACAUCAGGCUAUACCGAAUAUACUUCGAGUGAAUUCAGAUAAGAUAGUACAGCCUUGUCUGUAUGAUUCAACUACGUUAAAUGGAGUAACAAAUCACUUUUCUACACUCGACAUUUCAGAGUCUAUUUAUGACACGGGUAAUUCACAAGUAGACUCAAAAUUUAUGCCUGUCACCAAUAAUAUUUGGCUACCACCAAGCAGUACUUGUGCAAUGGUUCUUAAGUCAUCUACUCAAUCUGCAGCACAUAUUUCUAAACCGCUCCUACUAGAAAGUGAAAAGUCGGCGAUUUUUAAUCAAAGGGAUCCACAUGUUUCAACUAAUCAGAAUGAUACUGAGCUACAUUCCUCCUAUACGCAGCACAUAUUCCCAUAUCAAUCUUUUCUACCGUCAAAAACAGACCUUCCCACAUAUAUGGAGAGAAGUCCAUUAUCUCUAGACAACAAUAUCCAUUCCAAAAGCUCAUCUCAAAUUCCUCUAUGUCUUUUUCCAACAACAGAAACUGGGAAUACCAGUGUUACAACAGCUGAAGGAUUUUAUCAUAAUCAAUUCGAUGUAGAUAUUAUGAAACCAAUCAAUCCACAUCAUUCAAUUUCACUCCCGGUUGGAAAUUUCAGUUCCUCUAAUUGUACACAUAACAAUAGUUUAGGAUCAUCAGCCUGUUAUUAUAAUUUAACACCUCUUGACCCAAUAUCCCCAAAUGAUAAUCGAACACCUGGCAUGUUUUUGAAUACACAUCAACAUACUGCAAAUAUUUAUCCUACCAAUCAUAGUCUAAAUAAUAAUUUGGUUUCAACUUCCAUGACUUCACCUUCAUAUAUGUCUGGUUUUCGUCAACGUUUCGACCUCACAUCACAAAGCCAAGAUACAGUAGCAGAUCCAAGAACAUCGUCACAUGAUAACAUCCUUGGGGCUGUUAGCACUAGUUCAACUAGCCCACUUUUACCAUGCAUUUUUUCCGGUUACAUAUCCAAUCCAGUCCCAAUUACAUUAACUUCAUCUUCGAUAAACACGUACGACGCACGACCUCAUGAAGGCAAUGUAAACCAAUCGUAUCCCCUUGGUUUCUCUACCAAUGAAGUGUUGCAUUCUUCUUCGUAUGCACAAAAUGCUUUAUCGAAACCCACGAAUGUCACAUACGUAAAUCAACCUAUGUUUUUCAACUCGGCACUCUCAAAUCAGUUUGUUCAUCGUCCUGGUUUAACUCAAAUAGGAACCAAAGUGGUUACCACAAACCUAGGCAUUCCUGGGACAUCGACAACAGUUUUGUCAGCAACCAGUGGGACAGCACAGCAAUUAUCUGUUCUCUCUGGUUCGAACAAAAAUAAUAUGAAUAAUAUUAGUAGUAAUAGUACUGCUACUACUACUACUACCACCACUCAACAUAUAGAUCGUCGUCAUACGGAUAGCAAUUAUGACUACAUUGUUAGGCCCGGUGAGGUAUGGAUGGGACAAUACUUAAUUAAUAAUCUUAUUGGGAAAGGGUCAUUUGGUCAGGUGAUGAAAGCACAUGAUUGUAUUUCAAAUGAAGAUGUGGCUAUUAAAAUUAUCAAAAAUAAACGAGCAUUCACCAAUCAAGCUCAAGUGGAAAUCCGUUUACUACGUGAAAUGAAUCAUUUUGUUGAAGAAGCUGCUGAAAAUGGAAAAGAACCACCACCCGGAUCUAAUUUGAUUGUUCGUUUGCUCACUCAUUUCACCUUCAGAGGUCAUUUAUGUCUGGUUUUCGAAUUACUUUCCUACAAUUUAUAUGAUCUUUUGAGAAAUACAAAUUUUCAUGGUGUCUCAUUGGGUUUAACAAGAAAAUUUGCUCAACAAUUAUGCUGUGCAUUAGAUUUCCUAUCUAGACCUGAAUUACAAAUCAUACAUUGUGAUUUGAAACCGGAAAAUAUUCUACUUGUUAAUCCUAAACGUUCAACUAUCAAAUUAGUGGAUUUUGGAAGCUCUUGUCAUAUGAAUGAAAAAAUCUAUCAAUAUAUCCAAUCGCGUUACUAUCGUUCUCCAGAUGUUCUACUAGGAUUAGAUUAUACAAUGAGUAUUGAUAUGUGGUCUUUAGGAUGUAUUCUAGUUGAAUUACAUACUGGAGAACCAUUAUUUGCGGGACAAAAUGAAGUUGGACAAAUGAUGAAGAUUAUUGAGGUUCUUGGUAUGCCACCCCGGUUACUACUAGAAAAAAGUCGUCGUUGGCAUGUUUUCUUUGAACGAACAGUCGAUCGCACGUAUGUACCUAAAGCAGCAUGCCAACAACCAGGUAGUCGACGUCUCUCUGAAAUUUUGGGUGUCAAUACUGGAGGGCCACGUGGGCGACGUUUACAUGAAUCUGGUCAUACCCCCAUGGAUUAUAGCAUAUUCUUGGAGUUCGUACUUCGGAUGCUUACUUUCGAUCCAGCUCGACGCAUUAGUCCUGCUGCAGCAUUAGGUCACCGUUUUUUCCGACGUUCAAAUUCGAAUCCUGUGCCUUCUGGUGGCAACUUACCAUUAUCGGGUCAAUGUGAUUCAAUUUCGAACGUUCCAGUUGUAGUUUAUCCUCCUUCUAAUCGUUGGGCCAAUUUUAUUGAUAAUUCAACAUCUAAUCUAGUACAUACUCAUUUGAAUAAUUUACGAGUUCCUGGACACUCUGGCAUUGGUAUGGUCAAUCGAACAACUGAAGCUUUGGAACUUAUGCGAAUUCAACAACAACCCAUGCGGAGUGCAGUCACUGGUUCUGUUAUGGUUUCACAGCCUCGUUCCAUCCCAGUUAUAUCUAAAGAUGGUGUUAUAACACAAAUCCCUGAGCUUCUUUCACCUCUUCUACAUGGUUCUCAUGGACCAUUUCAUGUUCAUUCUAAUGCAGGUCCUCUACCUCUUCAAAUUUCUCGAGUCAAUCCAGCUACUCUUAUGCAAGGUCUUCAUUCCGUACCAAUGUUAAAUCAAACGCAUACUAUACCAGCCACUUCAAUUACAACUACUUUCACUGAUUCAACUCAUUUUCAUCAUCCAUAUUAUAUUGAAUCUGGAAUGUAUGCUUAUCCUCAACAACCUAUUCCAUUAACAUGGAUCAAUAGAUUAGGUGAACAUCAUUCAACUAGUUCUACUGCAUGUCUUACAUCUCCUGAUUUAAUGAAUGUAGCUUCUGCUUCUCCUGGAGUUUGGCGUUAAACUCUAAAGUGGAAAACAUAAACAAUAAUAAUAAUAAUAAUGAUAGGUUUGCUCAUGCAUUGAACAUUUUCCCUUAUUUCUUAUUCGCCUUAAAAAUUAGCCGUUCUGUGAUGCAAAUUCUCAUAUCCAAAAUUGAAAUUCAAUCAUUGGUUUUAAUUUCAAAUCAUGUAUAUGCAUCCCGACGAUACACAUGUUGGUGUAUGUAUGUGAUUGAUUCUCUACUAAUUUGAAUGUUACGACUACAUUUCUUUGCAUACUCUUUUCUUACCGGUUUUCUUUUCUUCUAGUGUACAGUGAUUGUUGUCUGUUUUAAGUUUUUGAUUCUUUUUUCUUUUUCUUGUUUUCUAUAAUUCGACUAUGUAAUUCUUGUGUAGUAAUUUGUGUUUUCUGUUCAAAUCUCAUCACAUUCUUUUUACUUUCUUUUGACUGUGAUUUUAUUGUAACACGCACACAUUGUACUACUUCAAUAUAAAUUUAUUUUUAUUUCAAACCAAUAAAAAAACUAACUAACUGACAUAUUUUCACAACUAAUGAAUGGUAUUGUAUACACAUAGACAUUAUGUAAUUCAUUCUAUUCCAAUUGAAUUUACUCUGCAUAGCCACUUACUCAUACUUAACAAAAUGACAUGUCAUAAUCUAAUACUUCUUGAUCUACGAGCUAUAAGAACUAUUCAUGUACAAUGUGUGUAUUUGAAUGCUUUGAAAUUUUUCAACUAACAAUUAUCGAGAAUGUGUCACAUUGAGAAUCAAACUUGCAUCAUUUUCUAUUUAUAUGAAUUUCUCCACUAUAAUUUAUUUAACACAUAUAUAUACAUAUUGACAUGUAUACACAAGUGUUGAGUAAAUGGAAAUAGAACAAAUUCUUUUACUUUUACCCUAAUCCUUAUAAUUUCUCAUAUUAUAGUGUCUUAGUUCACUUGUGCUGAAUUCAAUUGAUUGAUUGACUAAUCGAACAUGUUUCUUGAUAACUUAUUUCCCUUUUUUUUCUUUGAUUUUUAUUUCAAUUACAUACCACUUACAUUCCUGUUUUUGGGGAUAGAAACUAUUUGACAAGUAGAUCCCUUUUUUUUUUAAUGGAAACAAACAAAAACCCUAAUCAUUUCGUGAUAUGUAUGCUUUUUUUUUCCUGUCUAUAUUCUCUUCUAACCUUAUUGUGUAUAUCCAUGAAAUCCUCCUCGACUAUGAAUAUAUAUAUAUACUUGUCUGUAUGUGCACCUCUGUGUGUACAUUCUUUGUUCUAAAAAUAUACUAGUAAAUGAAUUUGAAACUGUUCAGGAAUAUCAACUGAUUAUUUCUCAUACAAUACAAAGGAGAUGCUUCUGUUUGAUUUGUAGUGAUUUUUCUCACAUUGUAAUUAUUAUUCAUAAAAUGUCGCUCCGGUUUUUUGGGAAGGGGA
Molecule: messenger RNA, 6566 nt
Organism: Schistosoma turkestanicum
Lineage: Eukaryota; Metazoa; Platyhelminthes; Trematoda; Strigeidida; Schistosomatidae
Source: the annotation of a GenBank genome assembly